Penicillium samsonianum is the source of this 753-nucleotide messenger RNA. RefSeq names its product C4-dicarboxylate transporter/malic acid transport protein. Gene Ontology annotation, cellular component: plasma membrane. The transcript is spliced from 3 exons. NCBI's taxonomy places the organism in Eukaryota, Fungi, Ascomycota, Eurotiomycetes, Eurotiales, Aspergillaceae. Gene Ontology annotation, biological process: transmembrane transport; sulfite transmembrane transport. The record is from RefSeq and is a predicted model, not a curated record. Gene Ontology annotation, molecular function: sulfite transmembrane transporter activity.
UUGACCAACAUAAAUGAUACCGCAGAGUCACUGGAAGGUGAGAAUGGUGGUUCUUACACAAAACGGUUGAAGCAUAAUGAUGGCUGGCGCUAUCUCGUGCGGAAUUUCACACCUACGCAUGUGUCUCGAGCUUGGUUCUCGGUCAAUAUGGGCACCGGGAUUACUUCUAUUCUGCUCAACACUUUACCCUAUAAUAGCAGAUGGUUAUACUGGAUAUCAGUGGUGAUAUUCUGUUUGAAUAUUCUCCUCUUCAUCUUCGCCGCCAUAACCAUCUUGCGAUAUGUCCUUUACCCGAAGAUCGUCUACCUCAUGGUGACUCAUCCCACACAAUCCCUUUUCCUUGGAACUUUCUCUAUGGGACUUGCUACAAUCAUCAAUAUGAAUUGCUAUAUCUGCGUACCAGCCCGGGGAAACUGGACUGUUUACUUUGCCUGGGCUCUGUGGAUUGCAGAUGCUGUUGUUUCUAUCAUAACAUGCUUCGGGAUACCAUUUAUUAUGACCGACUCGGUUUCUAGGAUAACUCGAACGGCCGGUAUCGAGCUACAGGCGAUGGGCGGCGCUUGGCUGCUUCCCAUUGUGUCUUGUGUCGUUGCGGCGGCAUCGGGAGGUAUUGUGGCUGAUUUGCUCCCGGAUCCACAGCAUGCUCUAGGGACUAUCAUCGUGAGCUAUGUUCUAUGGGGUGGUGGAGUGCCCCUGGCAAUGAUGGUAAUUGUCAUUUAUUUGAUGCGCCUCAUGCUGUACAAAUUACCAUAA